Paralichthys olivaceus (Japanese flounder) is the source of this 1423-nucleotide messenger RNA. Its product is annotated as fructose-1,6-bisphosphatase 1-like. Gene Ontology annotation, molecular function: fructose 1,6-bisphosphate 1-phosphatase activity. Gene Ontology annotation, cellular component: cytosol; cytoplasm. The record is from RefSeq and is a predicted model, not a curated record. NCBI's taxonomy places the organism in Eukaryota, Metazoa, Chordata, Actinopteri, Pleuronectiformes, Paralichthyidae. Gene Ontology annotation, biological process: fructose 6-phosphate metabolic process; fructose metabolic process; gluconeogenesis.
UCUGGAUUGGCCCUCGCGUCCCCACACCCUCCAACGAGUUCCGCGUUUCAGCGCAUUAAAGUUCCGCAGCUUCCCCCCUACUGCACAGACUGCAGGAGGAGACCAGCCGCCGACAUGUCCGACCGAGGAACCUUCGACACCAACGUGGUCACCGUGACCCGGUUCGUCAUGGAGGAGGGCCGGAAGGCGAAGGGCACCGGGGAGCUGACGACGCUGCUGAACUCCGUGUGCACGGCGGUGAAGGCCAUCUCCAGCGCCGUGCGUAAAGCUGGGAUCGCUCACCUUUACGGCAUUGCUGGUAGCACGAACGUGACGGGAGACCAGGUGAAGAAGCUGGACAUCCUGUCCAAUGAUCUGAUCAUCAACAUGAUCAAGUCGUCGUUCACCUCCUGCAUUCUGGUGUCUGAAGAGAACGACAAAGUCAUCAUUAUAGAGCCAGAAACCAGGGGAAAAUACAUCGUGUGCUUCGAUCCUCUGGACGGCUCCUCCAACAUCGACUGUCUCGUCUCCAUCGGCACCAUCUUUGCCAUCUACAAAAAGAGCACAGACGAUGAGCCGUGUGAGAAGGACGCUCUGCAGCCCGGCAGAAACCUUGUGGCAGCUGGCUACGCCCUCUACGGCAGCGCCACCAUGGUCGUGCUCUCCACCGGCCAGGGAGUCAACUGCUUCAUGCUCGACCCAGCAAUCGGUGAAUUUAUCCUGGUUGAUCGUGACGUGAAGAUCAAGAAGCGAGGGAAGAUUUACAGCUUGAACGAAGGCUAUGCAAAGUACUUUGAUCCCGCCGUCACAGAGUACCUGCAGAAGAAGAAGUUCCCCGAGGAUGGCACUGAGCCCUAUGGUGCCCGCUACAUCGGUUCCAUGGUGGCAGACGUUCACCGAACACUGAUGUAUGGAGGCAUCUUUUUAUACCCGGGAAAUGUGAAGAGUCCGAAGGGAAAGCUGCGGCUGCUAUACGAAUGCAACCCCAUGGCCUUCAUCAUAGAGCAGGCGGGUGGCAUGGCCUCCACCGGCUUAGAGAACAUCCUGGACAUCCAGCCGGAGAGCAUCCACCAGCGGGCUCCCGUGGCUCUCGGCUCCUCAGAGGACGUGCUGGAGUUCAUCGCCAUCUGCCAGAAACACGCCAAGAAAAAGCUGAUGGUUCAGUGAAGAACAUGAAAACUGUGGCGCACUCAUUAAACGCACAUUUUCCACACAAACCACUAAAGAGCAAAGAUGUGCCAAAUAACAGCACUUGAAGAAAAAACCAAAGAGAAGUCCUCGUCUGUUUACAUCCAGCUGUGCCUUUAAUACGAGGAACAUUCUCGACAUGUGAAGGACCAAAUACAAUAACCUCUAUGCAAACAAACCCUGAAGCCUUUUUACUGUGUGAGCAAACUGUUUGAGAUGAUCAAUAAAUUAAAACGAGACUAAGAAGGAGAAAUCA